Messenger RNA from Zychaea mexicana, 513 nucleotides. RefSeq lists its product as uncharacterized. NCBI's taxonomy places the organism in Eukaryota, Fungi, Mucoromycota, Mucoromycetes, Mucorales, Lichtheimiaceae. The transcript has a single exon. The coding region runs from base 225 to 470 and encodes 81 amino acids. The record is from RefSeq and is a predicted model, not a curated record.
UUCGUUCUUGUGCUUAUUAUGCGUAUAUAUUCACCCCAUCUUUUGUUCUUCUUCGUGUGUGUAUAUCCCUUUUGGAUUCCCUCAAUCCUUCUUUAUUCUAUUCAUACCGUGAUUUCUUCUAGCCAUUACUCCUAUUACUAACUACUACAUCCACUCUAUAUUUCUUUUUCGUGCCGCCUACAUACUACUACUCUCAUCGUAUACCACCGUUUCCCUUCCUCUUUAUGGCUGCGCAAGCCAGUUAUUCCAUGUAUAUGUUUCUUUCUACCUUUCAUUAUCUCUUUCUCUUUCUCUUUCUCUACGAUAUGUACAUAUUAUACCCUUCUUCUUUUCAACCCUCGGGAUGGUUUUCAUGUCUUUUAACAACUUACACUUCUUUUUUUAUUUUCUCUUUUUGUCUAAACACCAUACAUAACAUACCUUCCACUUGUUUCUUCAUUCUCUGCUCUCACGCGCACGCGCACGCAUAAACUGAUGAUGGCGCCCCCCGACAUCUAUACAUAUCACCGUCUC